Oenanthe melanoleuca is the source of this 9362-nucleotide messenger RNA. RefSeq names its product Rho guanine nucleotide exchange factor 12 (gene ARHGEF12). The coding region runs from base 615 to 5090 and encodes 1491 amino acids. The record is from RefSeq and is a predicted model, not a curated record. The transcript is spliced from 42 exons. NCBI's taxonomy places the organism in Eukaryota, Metazoa, Chordata, Aves, Passeriformes, Muscicapidae. Gene Ontology annotation, biological process: Rho protein signal transduction; G protein-coupled receptor signaling pathway. Gene Ontology annotation, cellular component: cytoplasm. Gene Ontology annotation, molecular function: GTPase activator activity; guanyl-nucleotide exchange factor activity; G protein-coupled receptor binding.
CCCGCAGCGCCCCGCUGGUCCCGAGGCACAGCACAGGCGGAGCGGCGGGCCAUGGAGCCCCGGGCCUAGAGCGGCCGCCCUGCCCGACCCCCUGCGGGCGCGCUCGGGCGGGGGUCGGGGAUGGGCCCGGCCGCGGGCGGGGAGCGCCGCCCGCCCCCCGAGCGCUGAGCCCGGCGGGGACGGGCACGGGCACGGCCCGCGCCGGCACCAUCGCCCGCUCCGGGGAAACCUUCGCUUUUUUUUUCCUUUUUCCCCUCACCCGAGAUUGUUUUGUUGUUUCUUUUUUCUUUGAUUGUUGUCGGAGUUUUUUCUUGCUGGAGUUUUUACCCCCCACGCCCCACUUCCGUGGUUUUGGAUAUUCUGACUGCAAGAAGAGUUUUGGAGUUGUUUUGGAUUGGGUUUGCUUGUUGGUUUUUUCGGUUGUUUUUUUUUUUGUUUUUUUUUUUUUGUUCCCUUCUCCUGCCCUUGAACUGAGUUUGUCCUCUGUGCAUGCCUCUUCUGGAGCAAGGCUGGAUCCUGAACCUCGGUGCAUGUGAGGGGCAAAGCCUCGUUCAUAUCCCUGCAAUAAGAGUAAAAUGUAAAUUGGAUAAUACGACUUCUUGCCAAAGGCUCCAAUGAGUGGCACACAGUCCACAAUCACGGACAGGUUUCCUCUCAAAAAACCUUCGAGACAUGGCAGCAUUCUGAGCAGAGAGUCUCCAGCUGACAAGAAGCAGAAGGUUGAACGCUGCAGCAGCACCCACGACUUCGAUCCCACAGAUAGCUCCUCCAAGAAGACAAAGUCUAGUUCUGAGGAGAGUAAAUCCGAGACGUAUGGGCUGGUGCAGAGGUGUGUGGUGAUCCAGAGGGAUGAGAACGGCUUCGGGCUGACGGUCAGCGGGGACAACCCCGUCUUCGUGCAGUCUGUCAAGGAAGAUGGAGCAGCCAUGCGGGCUGGAGUGCAGACAGGUGAUAGAAUUAUCAAGGUGAACGGGACUCUGGUAACACACUCCAACCAUUUGGAGGUGGUCAAGCUGAUCAAGUCAGGUUCCUAUGUAGCUCUCACUGUCCAGGGGCGCCCCCCAGGGUCGCCCCAGAUCCCCCUGGCGGAUUCUGACGUGGAUCUGGCAGCUUUUGGGCAUAUGUCUCCCAUCAUGGCAUCCCCCCACUCACCUGGCACCUCAGGGAAUGCAGAGAGGAUCACCAGCCCUGUGCUCAUGGGGGAGGAGAAUAACAUUGUCCACAACCAGAAGGUGGAGAUUCUGAGGAAGAUGCUCCAGAAGGAGCAGGAGAGGCUGCAGUUCCUGCAGGAGGAGUACAGCAGAACCCCCUCCACCCGUGGGCUGAAGGAGAUCCAGGAGGCAAAGAAACACAUUCCUCAGCUGCAGGAGCAGCUGUCCAAGGCCACAGGCUGCUCUCAGGAUGGGCUCCUGUCCUCCAGGGCUGUGUCAGAGUCACUGCAGAUCAGCGAGGGGGAGCCAGACACUGGGGACAGUGGCAGCAAACUGGAUUUCAGUGGUGACAGCCCCUCCAGACCCAACAGUGACAUUGCUGAUAGUCCUCGCAGUGGCCUGAAGGAGAGGAUUUAUCCAGAUGAGAGCCCAGAAAAGGCUGAGCUUCAAGAUACUGAUUCCCAGUCCAGUGUUGGGAGUCCCCUGUCCCGAGUGGGGACUCAGAUCAUUGGAGCAGAGGAUGAUGAUUUUGACACAGAGCAGGAGCAGAUUAAUGGGCAGUGCAGCUGCUUCCAGAACAUCGAGCUCCUGAAAUCCCGCCCCGCUCACCUGGCUGUUCUCCUGCACCACGUGGUGUCCCAGUUUGAUCCUGCAGCACUGCUGUGCUACCUUUACACAGACCUGUACAAACAGACCAACUCCAAAGAGACCCGGCGUGUUUUCCUGGAGUUUUACCAGUUCUUCCUGGACAGAGCUGCAAACCUGAAAGUCCCAGUUCCAGAUGAGAUCUCCUUGGAAUUAGACAGGAGAAGGCCAGAGUUCCUCCCUGAAGAGCUGCACCGCCAGUUCAUCCAGACCAUGCAGGAUAAAGUCUGUCCAGAGGUUCAGAGGAACCUGGAAGAUUUCAGGCAGAAGAGGAGCAUGGGGCUGACCCUGGCCGAGGGGGAGCUGACCCGGCUGGACGCCGAGCGGCUCCGCGACCGCAACGCCGUGGAGAAGGAGAGGAGCUGUGCAGAGCAGAUCAUCGCCAAAAUCGAGGAGGUCCUGAUGACAUCUCAGCCUCUGGAAGAAGACAAGAGCUCUGCCAUGCAAUGUGUGAUCCUCACCUACAUGAAGCACCUGGGAGUCAAAGUCAAGGAGCCUCGGAGCCUGGAGCAGAAGCGGGGCAGGAUUGGUUUCCUGCCAAAGAUCAAGCAAAGCAUCAAGAAAGAGAAAGAAGGAGAGGAGAAAGGGAAGAGGAGAGGCUUCCCCAACAUUCUGGGGCCCCCGAGGAGGCCGAGCCGACAUGACAGCAGUGCAAUUGGCAGGGCCAUGGAGAUGCAGAAGCCCAGGCACCCCAAGCACUCACCCACAGCCUCUUCUGUGAGCCCAGAGCCCCCCGAGUCCAGCAAGACGCGGCAGAGCGGCUCCUCCAGCGAUGGCACAGACGCCCCUUACCCCCCUGCCAACCCCAUGUCCCCCCUGGCAGUGGGGCCCUUUGCCUCUCCAGAGGGCAGCAAGGACAGUGACACAGGUUUGAAGCAGCCUGGGGAAGCUCCUCCUGCCAGUGACUCCAUGGAUGGCACCCCCCGCACACCCAACACCACCUUUGAGUUCCCAUCUCCUCUGGAAAACCUGCAGGAGGAGGAGGGAGAAUCAGAGAGGGUGGUCGACAUGGGAACCCCAAAGCCUUUCCGCAAGAUGGACAGUGUUGGCUUUGCAGAUGUGCAGAGUGAGGAUGAGCUCUAUGACUUUGACAUGGACAUGGACCCUCCCAACUGGCAGCAGCUCGUGAGCAGGGAGGUGCUGAUGGGGCUCAAGCCCUACGAAAUCAAGCGUCAAGAAGUGAUAAAUGAGCUGUUCUACACCGAGCGAGCCCACGUGCGCACGCUGAAGGUCCUGCACAGCGUCUUCUACCAGAGAGCCACCAGGGAGGGCAUCCUCAGCUCCAGUGACAAGAGGAAAAUCUUCUCCAACCUGGAGGAUAUCCUUGGGCUGCAUGUUGCACUGAAUGAUCAGAUGAAAUCUGUCCGAAAAAGGAACGAGACUUCUGUCAUUGGCCAAAUUGGGGAAGAUUUGCUCUCCUGGUUCAGUGGAGCAGCAGAGGAGAAGCUGAAACUUGCCACUGCCACCUUCUGCAGCAACCAGCCCUUCGCCCUGGAGGUCAUCAAGUCCCGCCAGAAGAAGGACUCGCGCUUCCAGACCUUCGUGCAGGAUGCAGAGAGCAAUCCCCUGUGCCGGCGGCUGCAGCUCAAGGAUAUCAUCCCCACAGAGAUGCAGAGGUUGACUAAAUACCCUCUUCUGCUGGAUAACAUUGCUAAAUACACAGAGCUGCCUGAGGAGAAGGAAAAAGUGAAGAAAGCAGCAGAUCACUGUCGCCAGAUCCUCAACCACGUGAACCAGGCUGUGAAGGAGUCAGAGAACAAGCAGCACUUGGAGGAUUACCAGCGGAGACUCGACCUCUCCUACCUGAAGCAGUCAGAGGAUCCCAUGAUGGACGAGUUCAGGAACCUGGAUCUAACAAAGAGAAAGAUGCUCCAUGAAGGGCCCCUGACCUGGAAAGUGAAUCGUGACAAAACCAUCGAUCUGUACACCCUGCUGCUGGAGGACAUCCUGGUGCUGCUGCAGAAACAAGAUGACAAAUUGGUGCUGAAGUGCCACAGCAAGAUCCUGGCAUCCACAGCUGACAGCAAACACACCUUCAGCCCCAUCAUCAAACUCAACACUGUGCUGGUUCGCCAGGUGGCCACAGAUAACAAAGCUUUCUUCGUCAUCUCCAUGUCAGCAACGGGCGCUCACAUCUACGAGCUGGUGGCACAGACUGUCUCUGAGAAGAAUGUCUGGCAGGACCUUAUAGCUCAGAUGGCAGGAACUGUGAAGAUGGGGAGCAGCAGGAGAGUGAUCCCACUGCCUCAGUCAGGCCCUGGAGAAGAGGAGCGUGAAGAAGAGGAGCAGCAGAAGCUCAAAGAGCAGCAUGACAUUCCUGCCAGCAGCCUGCAAAGUCCAGAUAAAGAUUUGGGCCUGGAGUCUCCCUUGAUGCUGAACCCUCAGUCCUCUUCACCCAUCAUGUCAGAGAAGGCCAAGGUGGAGGGGCUGCUGGGGGCUGAGGGGCAGUUUGAGAAGGUGCAGCAGGCAGAGCUGGCACUGAAGGACUCCAGCUCAGCCUCAGUGCCAGAGGGGCAGUGGGCUCAGGAUGCCCUGAGGAACUUGGGGCUGCUGAGGCAGCUGUUGGAGCAGCAGCUGGGCCUGGCCGCCCCGCGGAGCCCGGAGCAGCGGCGCUGGCAGAGCCCGGAGCCGCCGGCGGAGCAGGGCGGCACCGCGGAGCCGCCCGCGGGGCACGGCCCCCGGACUGCAGAGUGCCCGGCCCCGGGGGAGCCCAUGCAGGGCGCGGAGCCCCCGGCCAGGAGCGCCCUGCCCAUGGACAGCAGCAGCUCCGAGCUGGAGGGGCUGGGCGCCGAGGAGGGCGGAGAGCGGUUCUUCGACGCUCGGGAGGCGCACGGCGACGAGAGCCCCGGCGAGAGCGGCAAGGACGAGGAGGAGCUGCAGAUCCGCAUCUCAGGAAAUUAUCUGAUCCUCGACGGCUACGGGGCGGUGCAGGAGAGCUCCACGGACGAGGAGGUGUCAGCCCUGGUGCUGCAGUGCACCUCCCACAGGCAGCCCCCCCUGGACUGUCCCCAGCAGCAGCAGCAGCAGCAGCAGGAGCAGCCCCUGUCCCCCAGGGACGGCUCUCCCUUCCCCGAGGAGCUGCUGGGCUCGCGCUGGCCGGGGCUGGAGGAGCCCUGCCCCUUCCUGGGCAGCCCCCAGCUGCCCCUGCAGCUCCGAGUGCAGCUCCUGCAGUACAUCCACAACAUCCAGCACGCCCUGGAGAAGCUAAAGGAGGUGGAGGAGGAUUACAGCGUCCUGCGGCGCCAGGGGCUGGCUGGCUCAGCCUGCACAGGAGAGCACUCAGACAAAAGCUAGUCGUGUUUCCAGGAGUGGCUGAAGAUUGGAUGAAGAGAAUCAGGACACAGCAGCUGCUGUCUCCCCUGUGGACUCUGGGAUGAGGGUUUGGAGCAUCCAAACAGGAACCAUUCUCUAGCAAAGUGGGCAUGGGGUGCUUUUCCUGUGGGGCAUCUGCACUAUCUUGUCAGUGAGGGAGUCUAUUCUAUUCUGCUCCUCUCCUUGCUACCAGAAAUUCUUUUUUUUUUUUUCUUCAGAACAGAAAAAAAAAAAAAAAUACCAAACCAAAUGUACAGAGCUUUGGGUGUAGGAUAUAAAAAAAAAUGUAUUUAGACAUUUAAAAGAAAAAAAAAAUCAAUGUAUUUAUUUGACUUCAUUCCGUGUAUCAAAAGCACAUUUUAAUUUUUUAAUCUGCCUUUUUUUUUUUUUUUUUUUUUUUGUUUUGUUUUUUUGUUUUUGUUCUAUUUUUGGGUAGUGACAGUUCUGACCCCCUGCAUGUGGCCCACCCUGCCUGGUGAGGGGACAGGGGGGAGCUGAGUGCAGGUGUUUCCUCACUGGACUGGACUCUGCACUCCCUGCUGGCACUCAGACUACCAAGAGCUACUCAUGAAGGUGUUAGGAUGGAAUUGAUGGCUGGAAUUUCCCUGUGUCCAACCAACUGCAUGGGAAUUGCUCAUGUCACCACGUGUGGAACAGGAAUUUUCCAUGCACUAAACAGCCAGGCACUUGAGAUGGGCAAAUUUUCCUUUUUUCCUUUCCCAUCCCUUUGCUGGGAGAGGAGAAAGAGGUUGAAUUUUGUUUUGUUUUUUUUUUUUUUUUCCUUGACUUUGUUGGCUUUGAUCAUUGUCUCCUUUGUAAAGUGAUAAAAAUACUUGGACCUGCAGCACUUUUGUAACUCUUCUCUGGAUCAAAAAAAAAAAAAAAAGAAAAAAAGAGAAAAAAAAUGCAAACCCAGAAGUGUUUCAAGGAUGUGGGGCAGCUCUGCCCUGAUUCACUACUGAAUGAAAAAGGGCUGUCAUGGAGUUAGCCACAGGUACUGCUGAUUUUAGGGCCAGUAAGUUUUAGUACCUGGAGUAUGUCUUGCUGAGGGCUUGACGUGGGGUUUGGGGUUGUUUUUUGGGGUGGGAUUGGUUUUUUUGUUGAGUUUUUCCUUUUUUUUUUUGGAAAUCAUUCGUGCCAAUGUGAUCUCACCCAAAUGGAGAUUGGCAACCCCAGGAGGCUGAGGCAGCUCUGGGCACUGGCUCAGCUCUGGGAUUGCUGCUGGAAUUGCUGCCAGGAUGGAACUGGGGACACUGGGCACUCCCUUCCUGCCCCUCCCCUGUGUGGGUUUCACAGAUGGGUCUGGCAUGAGUUCUGCACCAUGCACUGGGCUGCAGGCACCUCCUUGUUCUCCUGGCUUUGGGUGGCUCAGCUGAGGGUGAUGAUGAACUUUUACUGUCCUGCUUGCCACAGGGUGGUUCAGGUGUUCCUGUGAGCUGUGUGAGGAUCACACCCUCUUCCCAAGUUUUCAGCUCUCUAAGGAAGCCCAGCUGAGCAUCCUGCACAUCCCAUGGACAGUGGGACCAACCUGCCUUUGCUCAGCACCAGGAUCCUCCUGCUCUAAGAAACCUCCUCUGUCCCUGUCAGAAAAAUCCCAGCUCGUGUUCCUCCCCUAGAAGCCUUUGGGGGGAUGAGUUCAGGUGACAGGAGAGGGACAGAGGUGGUUUUGGUGUGGGAUUGGAGCUUGGAGCCCUGGGAGGGUUGGGAGGAAUUCCUGUUGCUGUAAGAGCAUCACCACUGCCAGCAGCAGAGCUGCCAGGAGCUCCCUGGUUUGUUUUUUUUUAUUUUGGGAUGCACCAAGACCUGUCCUGUUGUGUGGGAUUAUUGUCAGUAUUAACUCAAGGAUGGGCUCUCCCCUCCUCACCUCAGCCCCACCAUUCCCUGUUAUAAACAUCCAGAUUUCCCCCAGCCUGGAAUUCUGCCAUGGAUGCUGCCAGGAGGAGAACUGGCCACUCCACUCCAAAAACAGUUCCUGGGACCUCAGCAGCCUAAAAGCUUCCCAGAGCUUUGGUUGACAGAAAAUCAUCCCUGAAUUCCAGAGCAGAGGGAGCUCAGUCUGCCUUUGGGAGAAUGUGCUGGAAGAGCAGCAGAGGUGGGGCUUGGGGAGGUCUGGCUGUUUCUGGAGGAGCAGCAGAUCUGGGUUUGGGAGGUCUGGCUGUUCCUGGAGGAGCAGCAGAUCUGGGUUUGGGAGCUCUGGCUGUGUCUGGAGGAGCAGCAGAUCUGGGUUUGGGAGCUCUGGCUGUUCCUGGAGGAGCAGCAGAUCUGGGUUUGGGAGCUCUGGCUGUGUCUGGAGGAGCAGCAGAUCUGGGUUUGGGAGCUCUGGCUGUUCCUGGAGGAGCAGCAGAUCUGGGUUUGGGAGCUCUGGCUGUUUUGGGAGAGCAGCAGAUCUGGAUUUUGGGAGGUCUGGCUGUUCCUGAAGGAGCAGCAGAUCUGGGUUUGGGAGCUCUGGCUGUUUCUGGAGGAGCAGCAGAUCUGGGUUUGGGAGCUCUGGCUGUUCCUGGAGGAGCAGCAGAUCUGGGUUUUGGGAGCUCUGGCUGUUUUGGGAGAGCAGCAGAUCUGGGUUUGGGGAGCUCUGGCUGUUUUGGGAGAGCAGCAGAUCUGGGUUUGGGAGCUCUGGCUGUGUUUGGGAGAGCAGCAGAUCUGGAUUUUGGGAGGUCUGGCUGUUUUGGGAGAGCAGCAGAUCUGGAUUUUGGGAGCUCUGGCUGUUCCUGGAGGAGCAGCAGAUCUGGGUUUGGGAGGUCUGGCUGUUCCUGGAGGAGCAGCAGAUCUGGGUUUGGGAGCUCUGGCUGUUUCUGGAGGAGCAGCAGAUCUGGGUUUGGGAGUUCUGGCUGUUUCUGGAGGAGCAGCAGAUCUGGGUUUGGGAGCUCUGGCUGUUUUGGGAGAGCAGCAGAUCUGGGUUUGGGAGCUCUGGCUGUUUGCUGCUCUUUGCUGAUGGUUGAACACAAAAUCCUCACUGGGUCCCUCCAGGCUGCCAGAAUUCCAAGGUCUGUGCUGGUUCCUGGUUCCCCUCUGGUGCUUGUGGCAGCAGUGAAAAGCUGGCAGUGCAGCAUGUGUGUGAAUUGACAUUUUUGCUGGAGUGGAUUUUGCCCCAAAUCCCUAAACUCUGCCUUGGGGUGACCCCCAGGGGUGAGGGGAGCUGUGUCCCUGCCACCUCUGGGGUGGAUGGGAGGAUCCCUUCAGCCCAGCUGUGACCCCAGUUUUGUGGGGAUAUCAGUCCUGCUCUGGGCUGGCUGUGCCUGAGCUCUGGAUGUGCUCACCAGCAGGGAAGGGAAGCUGCCUCAGGGAUCCCUGCAGCUGGAGGGAAUUCCUUCUUCCUCCCUGGCACAUCUGCACCACAGCUGGAGGGAGGAGCUGCAGCUCAAAUGCACUAUUCAGGAUUAUUUCAGUUUUUCCCUCCUUCAAGCCAUAAAAUUCCUCUUCUUUUAAAAUGAAAAUUAGUGAUGGGUUGGGCAUUUCCUUACCCAAACACUUCUCUGGAGUUUUUUUGUCCCAGCCCCUUCCCCAAGCAGAAGAACAAGAAUUUCUUGUUUUGGGAUAUAAGAACAUCUGGGAGAUGAUUUCCCUUCUGCUGUCACACAGCUCAUGGACAAGCCCAAAGCUCAGAUGGGAUUUUUCUGGGAUGGGAAUUCCCUUCUGCAGAAAUUCCUGAGCAGCCCUGGUCUGUAGGGAGGUGGGGUCAGACAGCACUUGGCCUGUUCAGUGUUCUAAAAUUGGAUAUUCUGAUUUUUAUCUCCCUGUAUCCAGUGUUUUCUCCCCAAAAAAAAUCCCUGGAUUCCCUCCCCAUCCCCAAAGGUGCCAACUGACAAGCAGAUGUACUGCAAAAGGGAUACUGCAGCCAAAACACUGCUGUUUUAUUUUGAAUUAAGUCUUGUGGAGCUCUCUUCAUACUAGAAUAUUUUUAUUUUCUUUGUACAACAUACAAUCAUGUACUCUUAACAGAGAUUUACUUUAAAGAGAAGAAAAAAAAAAAUCUGGAAGUAUUCUUUAAAAAAAAAAAAUACACAAAAAUCUUUAUUAAUAAUCCUGUAUUUUUACUGAUCAUGUUUGAAUGUCUAAAAAGACUUUAUUGUUCUAAUUAUCCAGAUGUAUGUUUGUAAAAUAGCUCUUUUAUGACUUAGCUGAUCAGGUUGUAUGUUUCUGGAAUUAAAUAUUGGUCACUUAAAAAAAAAAAAAAAAAGAAAUCUGUUUUCAGGACCUGGGAAAUAGAAAAUUUAAGCGUUUCAAAUAUCAUUAAAUAAGCUUAAAGGAAAAUGA